This is a messenger RNA of Galeopterus variegatus (Sunda flying lemur), 1467 nucleotides long. Its product is annotated as disintegrin and metalloproteinase domain-containing protein 29-like. Lineage: Eukaryota; Metazoa; Chordata; Mammalia; Dermoptera; Cynocephalidae. The record is from RefSeq and is a predicted model, not a curated record. Gene Ontology annotation, cellular component: external side of plasma membrane; plasma membrane; sperm head plasma membrane. Gene Ontology annotation, biological process: male gonad development.
UCAAUGGCUAUGGGUGAGGCCCUGGCAGAUGUGAGGAUAAGUCUACUGCUGCUCCGGCUGGCGAUGUUUCUGUUCCUAUUUGGAUGUCUCCAGAUUGGACACUCCCAACCCCAUACGCCCCCAGAAGUGGCGAUACCCUUGAGGGUAACUGGCAUUGGGAGGGAAAUGAAGGUCCCAUGAUGGAUGUCCUAUGGCCUGCACUUGGGAGACCAGAGGCAUGUUAUCCACAUCAAGGUCAAGAAGAAUUUGGUGUUCAGAUAUUUCUCUGUGUUCACCUACACAGAUGAAGAUACCCUCACUGAGGACCAGCCUUUUGUCCAGAGUCACUGCUACGAUCAUGGAUUUGUGGAAGGGGAUCCAGAAUUUAGUAACUGCUACUAUCAUGGAUUUGUGGAAAUAUAUCCAGAAUCCAAGGUUGCUCUUAGCACCUGUUCUGGGGACUUUCAAGGAUUACUACAGAUAAAUGACACUGUUUAUGAAAUCCAGCCCAAAGAGCUUUCUGCCACAUUGGAGUAUCUAUAUAAGAUUGACAGUAAGAAGACAAAAUAUUCAGCCGUGAGAUGUGGAUUAACAGAAGAAGAAAUAGCACGACAAUUGAGGCUUCAAGACAGUGAUAAUUCCACAGGGAUGCAAAGCAGUUAUGAGGGCUGGUGGACCCACAAACGGUUUGUUGAACUGUUCGUGGUGNGCCAGCCGGAGCUGGGGGUCCUUUGGACUCCAACAUCGCGGAAACCUGGGGCUGCUUGUGCUUUUGGGCUUUGUUGCAAAGACUGCCAGUUCAUGCCAUCAGGCACAAUCUGUAGAGAAAAGGACAAUGAAUGUGAUCUUCCAGAAUGGUGCAAUGGAGCCUCGCAUAACUGUCCAGCAGAUGUGCAUGUGCAGGAUGGGGUCCGUUGCAUGGCUGGUGGCUACUGCUAUGAAAGGAGAUGCAAUAUCCGGGACAACCAGUGUAAGCAAAUUUUUGGCAAAGAAGCCAAGAGUGCAAAUCAGAGUUGCUACAGGGAAAUGAACAUCCGAGGUGACCGUUUUGGUCACUGUGGUUUGAAUGGCUCUACAUAUGUAAGACGUAGUAUCUCAGAUGUCCUGUGUGGGAGAGUUCAGUGUGAGAAUAUCACAGAAAUUCCUCUUCUGAAAGAUCAUUCUACUGUGCAUUGGACUCACAUCAAUGGUGUCACCUGCUGGAGUACCGACUACCAUUUUGGGAUGACCGUACCUGAUGUAGGUGAUGUGAAAGGUGGCACAGAGUGUGGUGCAGAACACGUGUGCAUCCGCAGGCGGUGUGUUCCUAUGUCACUUUGGAACAGUUCUUGUUCACCUGAGACCUGCAAUAUGAGAGGGGUCUGCAACAAUAAACAUCACUGCCACUGCAGCUCUGAGUGGGACCCCCCUGACUGCCUGACAGCCGGCAGUGGAGGUAGUGUUGAUAGUGGCCCACCCCCUCGGAGAAAAGUGGAACCUGAAGGGAAG